AUGACGGUUGAAGAGAAGCCUGAUGUGACGUAUAAUGAUGUUGGUGGUUGUAAAGAGCAGAUUGAAAAGAUGCGAGAAGUAGUUGACCCUCCAAACGGAGUUCUUUGUCAUGCCCCGGGAACUGGCAAAACACUUCUAGCAAGGGCUGUGGCUAAUAGGACUGAUGCUUGUUUUAUAAGGGUUAUUAGAAGUGAACUGGUUCAGAAAUAUGUUGGUGAGGGAGCUCGGAUGGUUCGGGAACUAUUUCAGAUGGCUCGUUCAAAGAAGGCUUGCAUUGUCUUUUUUGAUGAAGUUGAUGCAAUUGGAGGUGCAAUUGAUGAUGGUGUUGGUGGUGACAAUGAGGUUCAGCGCACAAUGCUUGAAAUUGUGAAUCAACUCGAUGGGUUUGAUGCUCGUGUAAACAUCAAAGUUCUCAUGGCAACAAACUGGUUGACUGAUACACUAGAUCCGGCACUACUACGGCCGGGACGAUUGGAUCGUAAAGUGGAAUUCGGACUUCCUGAUUUAGAAAGUAGGACGCAGAAAUUCAAGAUUCACACAAGAACCAUGAACUGCGAAAGGGACAUCCGUUUUGAACUUCAAGCUUGGCUUUGCCCGAAUUCCACUGGAGCUGAUAUAAGGAGUGUGUGCACCGAAGCCGGUAUGUACGCAAUCCGGGCCAGAAGGAAGGCUGUAACAGAGAAGGACUUCCUUAAUGCAGUAAACAAAGCGAUCAAGGGGUACCAGUAGUUCAGUGCAACCACAAAGUAUAUGGUUUACAACUGA
This is a messenger RNA of Arachis duranensis, 765 nucleotides long. Its product is annotated as 26S proteasome regulatory subunit 7. The record is from RefSeq and is a predicted model, not a curated record. Lineage: Eukaryota; Viridiplantae; Streptophyta; Magnoliopsida; Fabales; Fabaceae. Gene Ontology annotation, biological process: proteasome-mediated ubiquitin-dependent protein catabolic process. Gene Ontology annotation, cellular component: proteasome regulatory particle, base subcomplex. Gene Ontology annotation, molecular function: proteasome-activating activity; ATP binding; ATP hydrolysis activity.